UCCGAUGGUUGCUUGCUGGUCGGGGAAUUGCCCAGGUGGGGCUCACCACACGCAACGGCGGUAUAGAAAUAGCUCUUGCAAUGCCCGCGUGCCAUUAGCGGUCAACUGAUUGCUGGCCGCUGCUAUUGACUGCUAGCUUACGAAUCACAGCUUCCUGCAGCUUGGUAUCAACGCACACCUCCGUGGCGCAGUGUUGCUUCAUGGGGUCGAUACCUCGGCGUCGCGAGUUCCUCUGCGGGUUUGACUUCGUGGUAGAUGGACGUUGCUGAUGAGUUCUACGCGCUUGAUCUCUUGAGUUCUGUCGAAGGUUUUACUCGUUGUUGACUUGGAGGUGAGGUUAAGUCAUUGAUCGGAGCGGGGGUGUAGUGUAAUUGAAGGUGGCGUUUGGAUCAAGUUUGUCAAGAAUGUUGCAGCUGUCCGAGUUUCUGUGACGUCAACGACAACUUUAUUGGGAUAUGAAAUAGAAGCCAGUCAUGAAGGAGGGAUUAGUUAUUGAGGGACCCGGGAAGGAUCCGUUUCUGCCAACACGAUUUGAGAACCAUUUCUCGUCAUUCUCCUCGGUUCCACCGCUCUCGCCGCCGUUGUCACCCAAUUUCGGCAUCAAACAUUCGUCUCGGUGUUUCAAAUCGCCAAAAAAUCCUGGAACUCCGCGAACACCGUACUUAGGGAUAAGGCCCGAAGUGAUGGCAAUAGAUCAGCCAUCCGGCAAUCGAGGCAAACGACUUACAAUCCUUAGCUUAGAUGGUGGCGGAGUGCGAGGAAUCAUUCCUGCAACAAUUCUUGAAGAACUUGAAGGCUAUCUGCAGGUUCAAUCUCAUACCAGAAGCUUGCGUAUUCAGGGGGUUUUCCCAGCACACAGGGUCUUUGAAAAUUCUCCAGUGUUAGUUCAGGGGUUGGACGGUUCAGAGGUGCGCAUCGUGGACUAUUUUGAUUUAAUAGCUGGAACUAGCACAGGAGGGUUGAUCACAGCGAUGCUCGCUGCUCCCAGUCGUGACAACCCGAAACGGCCAAUGUUCGACGCGUCUCAGAUCACUCAAUUUUACAGGGAAAAUGCUAACAAGAUUUUUCAGAAAUCAAGGGGUCCUUUUGGAACUUUCCGUAAAAACUUGAAAUCUCUAGCCGGGCCGAAAUAUAAAGCGGAAGGGCUGGAGGAUCUUUUAUUACAAUAUUUGGACGAUGACAUUUUCCUGAGUGACAUGCUCACACCCGUUAUCAUCCCCGCAUUUGACAUCAAGCUUCAACAACCAGUUUUCUUCUCGUCAUCGAAGGCGAAAACCGAUGUGCUCGAAAAUGCACCAUUGCUGCAAGUUUGCCGUUCCACGACAGCCGCACCGACGUAUUUUCCUCCUGCCAGAUUUACUCUCAUUGAUAAAACUCAGGAGCCGAAUCGUAUUAGGGAGUUCAACAUGAUUGAUGGCGGCAUCGCUGUGAAUAACCCGACAUAUGUGGCGAUCACUCAGGCCAUUAAAGAAUUGAGGAGUGGAGGACUGUGUUCCGAUCGGGUUGACUACUACGGCUACGACGACCUAUUGAUUUUGUCGUUGGGUACGGGAAGUCAAGUUCACAGUUACGACGCAGAGGAAGUUGCGAAAUGGGGUGUAGUAGAUUGGAUGGUGCAUGAUGGAGAAACUCCACUGGUUGAUAUGGUGUUCAAUGCUAGUUCAGAUAUGGUCGACUACAACCUCAGUAUUAUUUUCGAAUCCCAAGAUUCAUCCAAGAACUACUUACGAAUAACGACAGAUUCUCUAGAAAGAUCUGCGGUGAAACUCGACGACGCGUCAAAGUCCAAUAUGGACAAGCUGGUAAAAACUGCGCAGAAACUGUUGGAGAAUCCGGUUGCACAGCGAGACUUCAACACGGGAGAGCUUGUGCCCAUCGAGACUGGUGAAACAAAUCGGCAAGCACUACGAAGAUUCGCAGAAUUCCUGUCACAAGAACGGAAGGCACGAUUUCCUGCAAAACCAAAUGCUAAAUCUCACUCCAAGCAGCAACAGAAAGCUACUUCACAGCCUGCAAGGGACCACUCACCGACGGAGUUUGCACCUAGACUCGUGCCAACGCUGGACUCACCCCCGAAGUCGAAUCUAAAUCUUAAAACCGCCAUGGAGUUCGUGAUGGAGAGCCACUUCGAGAGGCGAGACCGGGCCCUUGCCACUUUCCCUUCCCACCCAUCUCAAGCACUCUUCGACAACCCCUUCGAGACUUCACGCAGCAGCCAUGGCUCCACUACCGCUGCACCCGAAACCUCUUACAUGGAGCCCCCGUAUUAUUCUUACGCCCACCCACAGCUGCAAUCUGACUACUCUCAAAGACUGCAAAACUCACCGCCAUUCCUCAUGUCCUCAGAAUCGUGGUCUUCAUCUCGAUACCCAGACCGCGACGAAUCUGACCGCGGCUCUCUAAUCUACUACGAUCAUAGCUCCAGGGUGCAUUCUUACAGUUCCCGAUCUAGCGGCCCCUCACCGUUUCUGGAUUAUUUCAACAUAUUCACGUAGGUCGGCGAUGUUUGAGUCCCGCCUCGUCUGUAUCAUGUGAUUCUUUAAUUUUUUUUGUAUGAUUUUUUUUUCAGAGUAGCGCGCCGUCAACCAGAACAGCGUGAAAUUGUGUAGCUAGGGCGGAAUUGCAACCCUUAAACUGUAUAUAAUUCUUUUUGAAUUGAUGAUUUAAAAAAAUUUGUGGCACUCAUCAGCCUU
Physcomitrium patens is the source of this 2693-nucleotide messenger RNA. The record is from RefSeq and is a predicted model, not a curated record. Lineage: Eukaryota; Viridiplantae; Streptophyta; Bryopsida; Funariales; Funariaceae.